Messenger RNA from Cornus florida, 633 nucleotides. RefSeq lists its product as uncharacterized. The transcript has 2 exons. NCBI's taxonomy places the organism in Eukaryota, Viridiplantae, Streptophyta, Magnoliopsida, Cornales, Cornaceae. Bases 1 to 633 code for a protein of 210 amino acids. The record is from RefSeq and is a predicted model, not a curated record.
AUGGAUAUGAAUGUUGAGAAUGUGGAACAAUGCGGUGAUUAUCUCAUAAUUGAAGAAGUGGUUGAAGUUACGAAGGAUGGAAAAUUAUUAUGGGAUGAGUCACUCAUUGAAAAAUUCGUGAAUAUUAUGGUGGAAGAAGUUAAGGCUAAUAAUCGUAGUGGCACAACAUUUAGUAAAAGUGGUUGGAAUAAUUUUCUCAAAGAAAUGAAUGUUCAAAAAGGGAGAAAAUUUGGUUUAACCCAACUUCGGAAUAAGUUUAAUGGUUUGAGGAAAAUUUAUUUCGUGUUUAAGAAAUUAUUAUCGGAGACUGGCAUGGGAUAUGACCAUGAGACGGGCAUGGUUAUAGUUGAGGAAGAGAGAUGCGACAGGUUGUGCAAGGUUGUUGCGAAUGCAAAUAAGUUUAAAAAGCAUGGAUGUAAGCAUUUUGAUAAGAUGUCGACUAUAUUUGGGGACACAUAUGCAACAAGGAUGCAUGCCCACCUGUCCACUACAGCAACCCCCGCAAUCAUUUUGCCCACUCCCAAUGAUGAUGAUGAUGAGGAAGAAGGUUGUGAUGUCAGUCUCCCACCUUUACGUAAAGGUAAGAAAGCCAAAAGAUAUGGUUUAUCUCCUAGUAUAGCUGUACUCUUGUAA